Messenger RNA from Girardinichthys multiradiatus, 2563 nucleotides. RefSeq names its product cholinergic receptor, nicotinic, alpha 5 (gene chrna5). Gene Ontology annotation, molecular function: transmembrane signaling receptor activity; acetylcholine-gated monoatomic cation-selective channel activity. Bases 387 to 1820 code for a protein of 477 amino acids. Gene Ontology annotation, cellular component: postsynaptic membrane; neuron projection; synapse. Gene Ontology annotation, biological process: chemical synaptic transmission; monoatomic ion transmembrane transport; regulation of membrane potential. The record is from RefSeq and is a predicted model, not a curated record. The transcript has 8 exons. NCBI's taxonomy places the organism in Eukaryota, Metazoa, Chordata, Actinopteri, Cyprinodontiformes, Goodeidae.
UUAGGCAGCAGCAGGUCGGCUGAAUUCAGAGGACAGCUAUUACUGCCUGUGAUGAGUGGCUGAAUUUCUCAGAGCACAGGAGGAGAGAUGUUGUGGUGGAGGGGCUGGGAAGGACUCUGAGGAGGGAGAAGGAUGAAGAGGAGGGGUAAGAGGAGAUGAGGAUGCAUUGCUUGUGCACAACUGUAUGCAGCCGGGAGUGCAGCAGCGCCUGCGGAAGGCGAGAAAAAGAACCUGCUUGGGAUGGAGGAGAGCGAUGCAGCACAUUUGCUGUUGUCAGGACUACCUCCACCUUUCAUCUACCAUCACACUGGAUUCUGUGUUAAGGAGAAAGAGUCAGAGCAGUUCUGGGAUGCCAAAGAGACCAGCUGCGUGACUUCAACUUUGAUAUGAUGCUAAGAGCAGGAGGGGCAGCCACUUCCCAUGUAGUGCUGCUGAUGCUGCUUCCAUCGCUGUGCUGGUACCACCUGUGCCACUCUCUUCGGGUUCCAAAUAUCUCCUCCUAUGCAAAGGCAGAGGACAAACUGUUUAAAUAUCUCUUCAGAAACUACCAGAAAUGGGUCCGUCCAGUGGAGUACCUAAACCAGACCAUACGUGUGAAGUUUGGGUUGGCUAUCUCCCAGCUGGUUGAUGUGGAUGAAAAAAACCAGUUAAUGACAACUAAUGUUUGGAUGAAACAGGAAUGGGUUGAUAUGAAACUAAGAUGGAGCCCGGAGGACUUUCUGGGCAUCACAACCAUCCGCGUUCCUUCAGACCGUAUCUGGCUUCCUGAUGUUGUGCUUUAUGACAAUUCAGAUGGACGUUUUGAGGGGACUGUCACUAAGGCUGUUGUUAAGUAUGAUGGAACCAUUUCAUGGAAUCCACCAGCCAAUUACAAGUCAGCCUGCACCAUUGAUGUCACCUUCUUCCCUUUUGACCUCCAGAACUGUUCAAUGAAGUUUGGUUCUUGGACCUAUGAUGGCUCACAAGUGGACAUUCUUCUGGAAGACUUAAAUGUGGACAAGCAGGAUUAUUUUGACAAUGGAGAAUGGGAGAUAGUGAAAGCAACAGGCAGCCGUGGUCUGAGAACCGAUGGCAGCAGUUCCUAUCCCACCAUCACCUACUUCUUUAUUAUCCACAGGCUGCCUCUUUUCUACACCCUCUUUCUCAUCAUCCCUUGCAUUGGCCUGUCCUUUCUCACCAUUCUGGUCUUCUAUUUGCCCUCAAAUGGAGGCGAAAAGAUCUCUCUCUGCACCUCAGUGCUGGUGUCACUUACAGUCUUCCUCUUGGUCAUUGAAGAGAUCAUCCCUUCCUCUUCUAAGGCAAUCCCUCUUAUUGGGGAAUACUUGGUCUUUACCAUGAUCUUUGUCACACUCUCAAUUGUCAUCACUGUCUUUGCCAUCAACAUCCACCACCGCUCUUCUUCUACACAUCAUGGCAUGGCUCCAUGGGUGAGAAGGAUUUUCCUGCAUCGGCUGCCUAAGCUGCUAUGCAUGCGCAGCCAUGUGGACCGUUACGCUGCAGCCAGAGUGCCUGAAAUGGGAAGAAAUGUAGGACUGGGAAAGAUGAAGAACCCAAACCCUGCGCUCAGCCCUCUUCUAUACACCCAGCACCACCUCCAAGCAGCUUUGGAGUCUAUUCGCUACAUCACCAUGCAUGUGGUUAAAGAAAACCAGGUCAGAGAGGUGGUGCGAGACUGGAAGUUUGCUGCCCAGGUCCUGGAUCGAAUGUUUCUGUGGGCCUUCCUCCUGGUGUCAGUUCUAGGCUCUGCUCUCCUUUUCAUCCCAGUCAUUCACAAAUGGGCCAGCAUCAUCGUCCCUACUCAUCUUGGCAGUACUCUCUAGGAACAUCCAGUUUAUUUAUUGGGCCAUGAAAUAAAAGCACAUUAACUGCUCUUCAAGACCACCUUUGACAUUUAAAUGACUGAAAAGACCAUUCAACAUCAGUCCUUUGCAGUCAGUUUUCGUGAUGAUAUUGUGCAAGAAAUAAUGCUACGAUGAUAGCUGAUUGGAGAAACAUAAAUGUCCAUUUUAUAGCAUUUUUCUAAGCUUGUUUCCAAUGUGCAGCUGGACAGGAAAAGCAACAAAAGAAAACAUCAAUACAAAUAUUUAUGUAGUUUAAACCAUGACAUCUGCUACAGUAAAUGAAACCAAGAAGUGCAAAAGGAUUUCCAAUUCUGUAUUUCUUUGAUUUAUAGCUCGUCAUCUACAUUAUAGCAUUCUGUAGUAAGUAGAAAUACAUAAACUGUGGUUCCAGUGCAGAACAAGCUAAUCCAGGCAGAUCAUAUCCUUUUAGUAAAAGGAUGUUAUUAAUAUGCCGCUCUUUUUGUUUUCAUUUUGGUGUUUUUUGCAUUUUUUUAAUGCGUAGUGUGACUGUGUUUCCCUGCGAUGGACUGGCGACCUGUCCAGGGUGUACACCGCCUCCUGCCCAUAGACUACUGGAGAUAGGCACCAGCUUCCCCGCGACCCACUAUGGAAGAAGUAGUAGAAAAUGACUGAUGACUGCCUGAGGUCUACAGAAUAAUUUGGGUCAGGAUGCUCAUUGUAAUUGUAGAGCUAAAUUUCACCAUUAAACCUCUCUUAUUCUU